AUGUCUUCACUAAUAACUGCCGCAUUUAAAGCCACUAUAGGCCUGCUGGUGAAUAAAGGAAGAGACAAACUGGCAGAAAAGUUGAAUAAGGGUGAUGUUACAGAUCAGAAAUUCCGUGGCCUGAUCGUCCGUGAAAUCGAUGAAAUAAAGCCGAAGUUGGAUGGUUUAGCAAGAAAGGAUUUGAAGACAAGUAUCAGCCAUUUUAAGGAAGAAAUCGAGUUGUUAUAUGAAGUGUUUGAAAGUGCCAGAUCCAGUAGCGGGCAUCGCACGAUAGCAGCGGCUACAACAGCUUGUGUUGAAGCAUUUCCUCUCUAUAGAGAAAUGAGAAAAUUGGAGCUCAUGUCCAUGGAUGAAACGGCUACAAGGUUGCUUAGCGCAGCAAAAGAGAGAUUUAAGGAGGCUCGUCGAGAAGCAACAAAAGCUUUUAAUAAUGAAGCUUUUCAAUUGUCUGAUCGCCUGCUGGCUAUGCAAUAUCGACUGAUGGCAACAAUACUGCAGACGGUUGACAAUCCUAAGGACUCUUUACCGGCUUGCAAAGUAUGUAUUGAAGACCUACACGAUGUGUCGGGUGUAAGUAGAGCUUAG
This is a messenger RNA of Porites evermanni, 585 nucleotides long. NCBI's taxonomy places the organism in Eukaryota, Metazoa, Cnidaria, Anthozoa, Scleractinia, Poritidae. The record is from the annotation of a GenBank genome assembly.